AAUAACGCAGCUGUGGCUGCUGUGAGUGCAGGCAGCAACCUUCAACCCGGUGGCAUGAUAGCGCCGGCAGUCGCCAUAAGCCAAUCCGGGCCUGGUAACGGCACAACUCAGAAAUGGCUCAACAAGAAUACACGCUACUAAGUGACCAACUUUUCACAUACAAAGGAAUGGUGUUUCCUAUAAAAGACUAUCAUUUCAUUUCUCCAGAAUAUAUUGACAGUUUGAAGGAUUUUGAAAUAAGGGACGAUGACGUCUAUGUCGUUACCUUCCCGAAAUCUGGAACGGUUUGGAGCCAGCAAAUCCUGACCUCACUGUAUGAAGAAGAUUUCCCAGAGAAAGUAAAUGAAACCACGUAUGAGCGGAUGCCCUGGCUGGAGCUUUUGCAGAGGGGGAAAGAUUACACCUUACGUCCGUCUCCAAGACUCUUUUGUUCCCAUUUACAGGAGCACCUCCUGCCCAAAGGAUUGCAAGGAAAAGGAAAAAUCAUCUACAUUAUGAGAAACCCAAAAGACAUCAUGGUGUCCUACUUUCAUUUUUCCAAGAACAUGAAGUCCUUGGAAACAUCUGAGAGCUUCAAUGACAUGCUGGAUAAGUUUUUCACAGGAUGGAUGCUCGGUGGAUGUUGGUUUGACCACAUCAGAGGAUGGAUCUUAAAUCAAGACAAAUACAACAUCUUGUUCUUGACAUAUGAAGAGAUGAUCAAGGACCUCAGAUCUGUCAUUGUGAAAAUCUGUACGUUUGUUGGGAAGAAUCUGUCAGAUGCAGCAAUCGAUAAAGUUGUGGAAGAAGCAUCUUUUAACAACAUGAAAAAAGACCCCAAAGCCAAUUAUGAAUUCCUGCCUGGAGAAGUCACAGAUCGCCCAAAAGGACUAUUUGUGCGCAAAGGAACUAUUGGAGAUUGGAAGAACUCAUUAACUGUAGCACAGAAUGAACGCUUCGACCGCGUAUACCAAGAGAAAAUGAAGGGACUUCAACUUAACUUUAUCUGGGACAUCACUGAACAACACAACUAAAAAGCAACAAAAUUUUCUAAAUAGUAUGUACACUGUAAAAAACUAUGUAGUACUUAAAUGAGUAAGUUUAAUCAACUUAGUCAUUUCAACUAAGUUUUGUUUCCAUUAGUUGCUGUGACUGUAAGUUAGCUUAAUUAUUUCAACUUUAUUUUGUAUAAUUUAUAACAACUCCUUGCUAUAAGAAAGUUAAAAUUAUGAUUUGUAUGUUCAGAUUUUUCAAACUUAAAGAAACAGUAGGAUUGUGGUCAAAACUGAUAUUGCAUUCACAAAACAUGUGGCUAAAACUGGUACUGCAAUCACACAACUUGUGGCCAAUUCACAACAUGACAACAUAAACAUCAGUUGAGGGCUGCAACUCAUGAAAAUUAUUUCUUAAAGGUGCUCUAAGCGAAUUGACGUGUUUUAGACCAUAAAACAUUUUUUGUUACAUACAGCAAACAUCUCCUCACUAUCUGCUUGCUGCCUGUCCGCUGAUCAAACUGUAAAAAAACGCAAUCUCUGUAGACAGCCCAGGCUUCACAAACGGCAAUAACAACACAGUGGCCAAACCUAGCACCACAAAACAAAACAAAGUGUUCCAGCCAAUAAA
Molecule: messenger RNA, 1602 nt
Organism: Paramisgurnus dabryanus
Lineage: Eukaryota; Metazoa; Chordata; Actinopteri; Cypriniformes; Cobitidae
Product: amine sulfotransferase-like
Molecular function (GO): sulfotransferase activity
Source: RefSeq, a predicted model, not a curated record